Zophobas morio is the source of this 1252-nucleotide messenger RNA. Its product is annotated as very long chain fatty acid elongase 7-like. Gene Ontology annotation, cellular component: endoplasmic reticulum membrane. The coding region runs from base 80 to 877 and encodes 265 amino acids. Gene Ontology annotation, biological process: fatty acid elongation, monounsaturated fatty acid; fatty acid elongation, saturated fatty acid; very long-chain fatty acid biosynthetic process. Lineage: Eukaryota; Metazoa; Arthropoda; Insecta; Coleoptera; Tenebrionidae. Gene Ontology annotation, molecular function: fatty acid elongase activity. The transcript has 5 exons. The record is from RefSeq and is a predicted model, not a curated record.
UUGAUACCGUACCCUAGCUUCAAAUGGUCUUGCAAUUAAAAUCACUAAUAAGUGCUUCCACAACGAAAAAAAUUGUAAGAUGGCUCUUGUUCUCAAAAGAAUUAUACGGGGUUAUUUUUGGCUGUUCAACGAAAUGAAAGAUCCGAGAUCCGACGAUUUUUACUUGGCGUCAUCACCGUUCCAGCCCAUUUUUAUAGGGGUAUCUUAUUUAUACCUGAUAUAUAAAAUUCUUCCGGAAUUUAUGAAAAACAGACCCCCUUACAAACUGGAUAAAAUUUUAAUCAUUUUCAAUUUAACGCAAGUUUUAGUAAAUGCGUAUCUCUCCUUCAAUGCAAUGCUGGAAGUACAAACUCUGAGUUGGUCCUGCGCGAUAAUAGACUUUUCAGAUACUCCACACAACCGAUUUAUUCUUAGGUUAACGUAUGUUUACUUUUUAACAAAACUCGCUGAUUUGCUAGAUACGGUUUUUUUCAUACUGCGUGGGAAACAGAAUCAAGUUUCUUUUCUUCACGUUUAUCAUCAUUUUGGAAUGAUCGGACUGGGCUGGAUUGGAAUCAGGUUCGUGGGAGGCGGCCACAGCAUAUUUCUGGGUCUUGCAAACACUUUCGUUCACUCGAUUAUGUAUUUUUAUUAUCUUUUGACGGUUUGGAAGCCAGAGUAUAAAGCAAGUAUUUGGUGGAAAAAACAUAUUACGCAGCUGCAGCUACUUCAAUUUAUUUUCUUUUUCUUCAUCUAUGGACAACUAUUGUUCAAGCCUGAUUGUCAGUAUCCGAAAAUUGGCCCGUUUAUCAUUGUUCCGCAGAGUUUAUUUAUGAUGGUGCUGUUUGGUGACUUCUAUUACAAAACUUAUGUUAAGGCACAAAAAGUGAACAAAUAGUAACGUAAAAUAUAUUUAUCCACUUAGGUUAAGUUAGUUUUUUGUAAAAAAUUGAAUACACAAUGUAUGUUAUUUUCCGUUUGAAAAGGAAAAUUGUUUUGUAAUUUAAAUCAGGACCCUUGAAUUUUGAUUUGUUGAGCAAUUCGAAAUUUACACGAAAUCGAAACAUGAACAAAUUUUCCUAAUUUUUAUCGACGCGUAGAUCUAAAACUAUUAGCGAGAAUUACGUUACAAUUUAGAAAUAAAAUUUAAAAUUGUCAUAAUGGGACACCACGUGGAAAAUGUGCAGACGGAAAAAGACGGACUAGUUAAAGAUUUUUUAUACGUAUUUUUUCCAAAAUUUUACCUCUAAUAAAGUCAUGUUUUUAACCAAAA